UACGCUAAUCGCGCUCUGACAGAAGACGCGAUACUCGUCGAUCUACCAGUUAUCUCGAUGAUUCGAGAUUCGCGCAGUUGGGAUUACGCCAUGAAAAGAAGACAAUAGCGAUUUCUAACGACUUUUGAGUGCAGCGCGUUCGUCGUCGAGCGAUGAAAAAUGUUUGACCCGCCGAGCGUUCUGUUGAGUUUUUCGAGUGCGGCAACUCUGCUUGCCACUGGCUUCGUCCUUUUCUAUUUCUAUGCCAAGUAUAAACAGUCGUACUGGCGGCGAAGAGGAGUUGACUCGCCACCGGCUCACUGGUUCUUCGGAAAUUUCAAAGAUGCCAUCUGCCUUCGUUCGGCACCUCCGGCUGUCCUCGGUGAUAUUUACAAAUAUUACCAAGGUCAAUCGGACAAACCGGUAAUUGGUCUGUACGUCAUGCAAACGCCCUUUUUACUACUUCGCAGUCCAGAAAUUAUCAAGCAAGUUUUUAUAAAAGAUUUUCACAAUUUUACCGAUCGCUACUUUGCGUCGAAGAGAAAAACUGACGUUGUCGGAAGUACUAGCUUGUUUUCCAUCGACAAUCCAGAAUGGAAGUAUCUUCGCGUCAAAUUGUCACCAGCUUUCACCAGUGGAAAGCAAAAGAAACUUUUCGAGCUUAUGGUCGAGAGCGCAGAGAAUUUGAAUCAGUACAUGGCCACAAAAGUUGGUGUCGACAGAGUCGAUUUGGAAAUUCGCAGAGUAGCUUCCAAGUACACGACCGACGUCAUAUCUUCUUUGUCUUUUGGCAUCAGAACUAAUUCUUUUGAUGAGCCUGAACCUGAGUUUUUUGUUCGCAGUAGGGAUAUUUUCAAACAAGAUCUCAGCCGCACUAUCAAUUUGUUUUUUUCCUUUUUCUUUCCAAAGUUAGGCGAUUUGUUAGAGACAAAAUUUCUUGGCAAUCAUGAAGAUUAUUUCCGGAAAAUAUUUUGGGAGUCCGUGAAUGAACGAGAAAAAUCGGGUAUCAAGCGAGGAGAUCUGAUCGAUUUUUUGGUCGAACUUAAAAAUGAACCGCAAGAUGCCCAAUUUCGUUUUGACGGCGAUCAGUUACUGGCGCAAUCGGCAAUAUUUUUCGUCGCCGGUCUCGAAACAAGCGCCAUAACCAUGACUUUUACCCUCAUGGAGUUGGCCAAACAUCCAGAGAUUCAAAAAAAAGUACGAGACGAGAUUCGCGAAAAAAUUGGCAAAGCAGCCCUGACGUACGAAAUGAUAUCGCAGAUGACCUACCUUCAACAAGUCGUUUCGGAAACCCUGAGGUUGUAUGCUCCCGCGCCCCUGCUCGAUCGGGUGGCGCUCAACGAUUACAAGAUACCCGGCACGGACAUAGUCAUCGAGAAGGGCACAGUGGUUUACACGACACUCAAGGGGGUACACGAGGAUCCAGAAUUUCACUCAGACCCCAUGAAAUACGAUCCAGAUAGGUUCAGUGAGGAACGGAAGGAUAACAUUCAACCUUGCACAUACAUGCCAUUUGGUGAUGGACCGAGAAUAUGCAUAGGAAUGCGAACGGGACAACUGCAAACCAUGGUGGGAUUGAUCACAAUUUUGAGAGAAUACGAGGUUUCGCAGAAUACCAAUUAUAAAAAUGAAGUGAGCAAACGAGCUAUUUUUACGGCACCAGCUGACGGAGUUCAUAUUUAUGUAAAAAAGAAUCCAGUUUUGUAACUUGUAUCAAUGGAAAAUUAGUUUUCAAUUUAUGCUUAGCUGACAUAUUUUUAAAUAAAAGGUUCUAGCUA
Trichogramma pretiosum is the source of this 1757-nucleotide messenger RNA. Its product is annotated as cytochrome P450 6k1-like. The coding region runs from base 160 to 1686 and encodes 508 amino acids. NCBI's taxonomy places the organism in Eukaryota, Metazoa, Arthropoda, Insecta, Hymenoptera, Trichogrammatidae. Gene Ontology annotation, molecular function: heme binding; iron ion binding; monooxygenase activity. The record is from RefSeq and is a predicted model, not a curated record. The transcript has 6 exons.